UCAGAUUUCACACUCCUCUUCGCAAAACUCUCUCUCUCUCUCUCUCUCUCUAGUCUUAAUAUCUUUCUCUCUAUUUGCUUUGCCAAACGAAACAUGUACGGACAGAAUAGUACAGAAUCGGAUUUUGCAUUACUGGACUCGAUUCGGAGGCACUUAUUAGGCGAAUCGGAUCUACGACUCGGAGCUCCGAUUAUGAAUAUGAACAACAGCAACAACAGCUCGGGUAGUGUUGGUCCGGUUUUCUGUCGGAGCACCAGUUUCAGUAGCCUCUACCCUUGUUUGACUGAGAAUUGGGGGGAUUUGCCUCUCAAGGAGGACGACUCCGAGGACAUGGUCCUCUACGGCGUCCUCCGUGACGCCGUCAGCGUCGGCUGGGUCCCGUCUCUCGGAUCGGAUUCGAGUGACAUCAGUGGCAGUGUGUGCAGCCAGCUCACCACUUGCUCCUCCGUCGGAAAUUACGCGAUCAAAUCGGAGCCCGAGACCCUUCCGGCGGUGAGCGGACCGCUUGACUGUACGGCUUCGACUUUGGAUAUUCCGAUGGAGAAACCUGCGAAGCCCGCGGUUGUUCCGUCGAAGGGGAAGCAUUACCGUGGUGUGAGGCAACGGCCGUGGGGGAAGUUUGCGGCUGAGAUUAGGGACCCGGCUAAGAACGGGGCCAGAGUUUGGCUCGGGACUUUCGAAACCGCCGAGGACGCUGCCUUGGCAUACGACCGCGCUGCUUACCGGAUGCGCGGAUCGAGGGCUUUGCUCAAUUUCCCGCUCCGGAUCAAUUCGGGCGAACCCGACCCGGUCAGGGUGACUUCGAAGAGGUCCUCGCCUGAGCCAUCUUCGAGCUCUUCGUCGGAGAGUAUGUCGCCGAAGAGAAAGAAGAGGGUCGCUAAAACAUCGCCAGCACCGGAGGUCCGAUUAGGGAAUGGGAAUGGUGUUGGUGUUGGUGUUGGUGUUGAGCAACAAGUGGGUAUGCCCCAAGUUGCAUCGUGUACACGUGGCGAUCAAUUAUUGGUCUGUCAAUAAUGUUGGAGAACUGCAACAAAUGAAUCAAUUAUGACAUUGUAAUUAUCAGAGACGGGAUUUUCCCAUAAAUUUUUUACUUUUAUUCUUUCUUUUUAUAAUUUUUUCUAGGGAGAAAAGAAAAAAUGUAAAGGAAAAAGAAUAAAAAGAAAAAGAGAAGUGUUAUUAUAUUAUACUACAAUAGGAUUGAGUCAGUUGGUUACUUGGUUUUGUGAAUAUAUUUCUAUACAUUUGUUUUGUUGGAUCAAUAGAAAUGAAAAGAGUUUCCCUUAA
Molecule: messenger RNA, 1284 nt
Organism: Humulus lupulus (European hop)
Lineage: Eukaryota; Viridiplantae; Streptophyta; Magnoliopsida; Rosales; Cannabaceae
Product: ethylene-responsive transcription factor 1A
Exons: 1
Coding region: 94-1014 (306 amino acids)
Biological process (GO): ethylene-activated signaling pathway; regulation of DNA-templated transcription
Molecular function (GO): DNA-binding transcription factor activity; DNA binding
Source: RefSeq, a predicted model, not a curated record